Molecule: messenger RNA, 363 nt
Organism: Diabrotica balteata
Lineage: Eukaryota; Metazoa; Arthropoda; Insecta; Coleoptera; Chrysomelidae
Source: the annotation of a GenBank genome assembly
AUGAAACUUAGAUCUAUUCUGAGCAAUUCUCAGCUGAACUUACAGCUGAGAAUUAAGUUCCUAAAAUGUUAUGUGUAUCCUGUAUUACUGUAUGGAUGUGAAACCUGUAUUAUGAAGGUUAACAUGAUAAACAAAUUACAAGCCUUCGAGAUGUGGUUAUAUCGUAGAUUCCUCAGAAUAUCACAAGUUCAACACAUUUCAAACAGAGAAGUCUUGAACAGAGUAGGUCAAGGUGAAGGUGACUUAAUAAAGAUGAUAAAAAAGAAAACUCGAAUAUCUGGGACAUAUAAUGAGAGGAAGCAGAUACAGGAUAAUGCAGUUGAUACUCAACGGAAAGAUCGACGGAAGAAGAGGAAUUGGUAG